Paramecium sonneborni is the source of this 963-nucleotide messenger RNA. Lineage: Eukaryota; Ciliophora; Oligohymenophorea; Peniculida; Parameciidae. The record is from the annotation of a GenBank genome assembly.
AUGCUCUCAAUUAAACUUUCUGAACCUACUCGACAUUCUAUAUCUAGAUCUUUAAUUAUACAUCACCAAUAAAAAAAUAAUGGAAGUCUGUCUAUUCCAACAAGGGAUAACCAAAGAAAAGGAUCAGAAUUAAGGAUUAGAUAAGAUUACAGUCCAAAAGAUAAAAUCUAAUAACAAUUUAAUAAGUUGAAAGUCAAGUUAAAUGAUGCUUUAUCAAGAACAACUUCUCCAUAACCUUCGAUUAGAAGCAAUUAAGCACAAUCAACCAAAGAAAUAGUAAUAUCAGCGUUAAAAUAAUAGAGAAAAGAAUCUCAUUUCAAAUUAGAAGUCUCUUUUUCUAAUGAUAGUUCAAUAGAGUCUUCAUUUGAUGAAGAAAUGAAUGAAGAAUUCAAAUAAGCAAAAGAAACUCUUGCUAAAUUAACAAAUAUUAAUAAUAAUUAAGCAUCUUCAUUCAAACGUUCUCAAUCUCCUCUAAACAAUCGGCUUAGUUUACCAUUAAUUACAAAUCCAAGAAAGCUAAGUGCUACUGAUAAUGAGGAUGAUAAAAUUAAUCUAUAAUUUUUGAAAUCUUUAGAAUAAAAUUAAGAUAAUAAAGAUAUAGAUGAAUUUUAUGAUAAUGGAGAAUUAAAUAUUAAUUUUUAGAGUCGAGAUUUAUUGUAAUUUAUCAGAUAUGAAUAAGAAGUUUUGGAAUUAGUUCACAGAACUGCUAAAUAUUCAGAUACAAAUUAAAUGAAAUAAGAAAUGAUUGACUAAUUGAAUAAAUUUGAUUGUCUUAAGGAAAGUGAGAAAAAGAAAAAGGAAGAAUAAAAAAAUGAUUUAUUAAAAAAAUUGGCAUCAUAACAUUAGUUAUUGAGUACAGAUGAGGCUGAUAAAGCAAAUUUUAACAAUAAGAUUGAUUAAUUGGCAUUUUAAUUUAUUGAUAAAGGCAUAAAAAAACUAGAACAAUAAAGUUCUGAUGACUGA